GCGGCCCAGACAGACGCUGUGGACACGCUUCUUCCCAAAGGUUUCCUGGGGUCCCCAGUUUCGCCCCGCGCGCCAUGUUCCGGGGGAAGCGCGGGAGCCGGGUGGGCGCCAUGGAGGAGGGGACUCCCUUCGCGUCCCCGCAGCUCCCAGAGGCGGUGACUGAGCGGGUUCUGCUUCGGGGCAUCUUUGAGAUCCAGAGGGAAAGCUGUGACGUGGUGCUGGGCGAGAGGACCUUGCGGUGGCGGCGCAUCCAGCCCGAGCUCCCAGCGGGAGGUUCCAAGUGUCACCCGCCAGGCAGAGAAGAGUCCAUAGAACUGGAAGGUAUAUUUUCCGUGAAGCUGAAGCGGCGCUGCUCUGUGAAGCACUCGGGCCAAGGCACGCUCCUGGGUAUCACCCUUUUCAUCUGCAUGAAGGAGCAGCCAAACAAGCUAAAGGAUUCUACACUUGAUCUUAUCAACUUGAGUGAAGACCACUGUGACAUAUGGUUCAGAGAGUUCAAGAAAAUUCUGGAAGGUUUCCCAAGCAGGCCUAAGGCACUGAAGAUCCUCCUCAACCCUCAGAGUCACAGGAAGGAGUCUGUCCAAGUCUACUACGAGAAGGUGGAGCCUCUGCUGAAACUCGCGGGAAUAAAGACAGAUGUGACAAUAACAGAAUAUGAAGGGCAUGCCCUGUCCCUGCUUGACGGAUGUGAACUCCAGGGAUUUGAUGGUAUUGUCUGUGUUGGUGGAGAUGGAUCUGCUAGCGAAGCUGCCCAUGCCCUGCUCCUCAGAGCUCAGAAGGAUGCUGGUGUAGACUUGGACCACCUCCUGACUCCCACGGGAACUCAGCUUCCACUUGGCCUAAUACCAGCAGGAUCUACGAAUGUAUUGGCACAUUCUCUUUGUGGAAUUCCUCAUGUGGUGACUUCAACUAUGCACAUUAUAAUGGGUCACAUACAGUCAGUAGAUGUCUGCAGCUUCAGCUCUGCUGGCAAGCUUCUUCGCUUUGGGUUCUCAGCCAUGUUCGGCUUUGGUGGAAGGACUUUGGCUCUGGCAGAGAAAUACCGAUGGAUGUCCCCUAGUCAGCGGAGAGACUUUGCUGUACUCAAAGCCUUGGCCAAACUUCAGCCAGAAAAUUGCAAAAUAUCAUUUUUACCAGCUGGAUGCCCUCGGGAUGAACAAGAAAGAAAUGCUCAGCAAUCUCCAGAGUCUGAAAGUGCUGGUCAAUGGCAAACCAUCCAAGGGCAGUUCUUGAACAUCAGCAUCAUGGGAAUCCCCUGUCUGUGUUCAGUGGCACCCAGAGGCUUUGCUCCCAACACCAGGUUAAACAAUGGAAGCAUGGCUCUCAUAGUUGUACGGAACACCACUCGACAAGAAUUUGUAAAGCAUCUGAAAAGGUACUCCAGCAUAAAGAAUCAGUUCAAUUUUCCUUUUGUGGAGACUUAUACCAUUGAAGAAGUGAAAAUUCACCCAACGAGUCAUAGCAGUGGACACAAUCAGCAGGAGGAGGGUGGGGACCAAGCAACUCUUCCAGAAAACACUUUGCCUUGGAAUGUAGAUGGUGACUUAAUGGAAGUUGCCUCCGAGGUCCACAUUAGACUGCACCCAAGACUGAUCAGGCUUUAUGGAGGAAGCCUGGAAGAAACAAAUGAUUCUAAAGUAGCAUGUAAUUUCAUAUAGAAGAAAUUUAUAUGAAGUAUAAAUAUAUUAUGAAGGAAUCUGGUAUGCAAUAUAUACACAAAUAGGAAAUGAAUUUUUGAAUGAAAAUGUCAUAGUAAGUGUUUGAAAAUCAAGAUAAAAAUAUGAAAUCAAUGAAUAAUCAAAUUCUGAUAUUUGAAAGGCAUUUGUUGGAUCUAAUAUAAACAUCCUGCUAUAUCAAUAUUAUUGAAGACAAUUCUUGUUAUUAAUUUUUAAUGAUUUCCUGUAGCCUGAUAAAAUACAGGUUUUAUGAAAUUUCCAACUCCACAGGGAGCUAGUCAUAUAACCAUGAACAGCAACUUAAUUAAAAAAAAGUUUUUUCCACUUAGGCUAUUGCUCCCCAACCCAAGUCCAUAAUGGCAUCUUUGGAAGUAACAAGACUUUUAAGGUUAUUAUACAGGUAAAAUUCUAAGUUUACAGUAAGUUUUAUUUAAACAUAUACAUAAAGUAUCUUUCUAACUGGGCAGAAACCUGGCCCAGGAGGUAGCUGUGUUCCUUUGUACCUGAAAGGUGGGGGUGGGGCGUCACAGCACUCAGCUUUCAGUGCAAUGAUCCAGAUCUUCAUUUCCUCAGAGACCAUCCCUUGAAAAGGUAGGUCUAAACUGACACCGAUUUUCAUGGAUUAAAACUGACACCUUCAUGAGUAACUACUUGUAUUUGUAUGAGAAAAUCAUCAAUAUAUGCCAUUUUUAUAAAAAAUCUUUACAAACAUUUAAUUAAAUGUUUUUUGUGCAUGUGCA
This is a messenger RNA of Chionomys nivalis (European snow vole), 2416 nucleotides long. RefSeq names its product ceramide kinase like (gene Cerkl). Gene Ontology annotation, molecular function: kinase activity. NCBI's taxonomy places the organism in Eukaryota, Metazoa, Chordata, Mammalia, Rodentia, Cricetidae. The transcript has 13 exons. Bases 75 to 1658 code for a protein of 527 amino acids. The record is from RefSeq and is a predicted model, not a curated record.